Molecule: messenger RNA, 2350 nt
Organism: Anneissia japonica
Lineage: Eukaryota; Metazoa; Echinodermata; Crinoidea; Comatulida; Comatulidae
Exons: 2
Coding region: 111-1838 (575 amino acids)
Source: RefSeq, a predicted model, not a curated record
UUGAAAUUCAGAGACAUGGACGUUUAGGUUUAGGAAAACAUAGUAAAUUAAUAAAUAAAGAAGAUAAUUACAACGCGAGACGACAGCACAGUCAAGGUAAAUUUAAGAAAAUGAUGUUUGAAGAUAAUGAUGAGGAGGAAGACGUAGAAAGCGAAGAUGAUAAUAAUGACAUGAGACGGCAACAUGGUCUAGGUCAACAUAAGAAGAUGGUGUAUGAAAGUGAACAGGAAGACGAUGAAAACUACCCCGACGAUGAAGACGUUAUAGUUCAAUACGGAUCUGGGAAACACGCUAAAAAUUUGCCUGAUCGCGGUGCUAAGAGAAUGCGAGAUACUGAGGAUAGUGACGAGGACGAUGAAAAGGAUUUCAACGAAAUGGAUGUAAGAGAGCUAUGCGUUAUUCGGAAAUUAAAUGAUAAAUUUAAUAAAAAAUUUAACAUGUUUGCGAGCGAUCAUUUGAUUUCAUUAAUAGGUUUAGAUGAUGUGAGAGUUAUUGAAAUUUUGCCUUUGCUUGAUAGAAUUCUUGAUUUUGUUUUAGAUAGUAUUUUGGUAAAUGUUCAACCGCAUGAUAUGGUCAGGUUCGUUAUUAGAGCGAAUGGAUUAGAUGUCCCAAUUUCCUUACCAUUUAUGAUGAGGGAACGAAUUACUCCUGAAAUAAUUUUUGCGGCUAUUUCUAAAGUCCUUCAGUCUCACAUGAACAUUUUAGUGGGGGACGAUUUACAAUUUAAUAUUUUACAUAUUCCUAUGCCUAUUGGUGGUGGUAAUCAUUUUAAGAAGGGUUUAGAUAAAGCUGUGGGGGGUUCCCGAUGUUUGAUUCGAAUUAAAGACGAAAACGAUGAAAACGUUUGCUGCUCUAAAGCCAUUGUUACGGGUAUUUCGAUGUUAGAAGACAAAAUUAAUAAUAAAUCUAGAUGGGAAAACAUUAGACAGGGUAGAUAUUAUCAGGAACAUGAGGCUGAACAAUUAUUACUAAGGGCUGGUGUAGAUAAGGGAGUUUGUGGGAUAAGUGAGCUUAAACGUUUUCAGGAUGUCCUGCCCGAAUAUCAAAUCAUUGUGAUUUCUCGAGACAAUCUUCACUCGGUAAUUUUUAGUGGUGAACAUAGAGAAAAACAGAUUUAUUUAUUCCAUCACGAUAAUAAUUACGAUUUAAUAACAAAACUAACAGCCUUUUUUGAAGUCAAAUUUUUUUGUAACCUCUGUUUUAAGGGUUAUAAUAACAAAUUUUAUCAUAAUUGUAAGUUUGUGUGCGAGUUAUGCCUCUCACACGAGUGCAUUCCUUCUAUAGACCCCUCUACCGUCGUCAAAUGUAAUGAUUGCUUACGUUCAUUUAAAAAUCAAAAAUGCUUUGAUAACCAUAGAACCGCUAAACAAGGUAGAGUAACCCUUUGCGAUUCAAAGAAACUUUGUAAAACCUGUAAUCGCUAUAUUAAAAAGGGUCAUAAAUGCAGUGAAUAUGUAUGUAGAGUUUGUAUGACGACGGUAGAGACGGGUCAUCUCUGUUACAUGAAAAAGGUGGUUGAAAAGAAAACUAACAAAACUAACAAGGUAGAUAAGAAGACUAUAGAAAAAUAUUUCUUUUUCGAUUUUGAAUGUACUCAAGAAACAGGGGUUCACCAUCCUAACUUAUGCGUCCUUCAAAAAAGCUGCCUAAAUUGUAUUAACAAUGAUAAAGAUUCUGAUCAAUGCGAAAUUUGCGGGGUUAAAACCAAAAUUUUCUACGGCGAGGAUUCAUGCUAUCAAUUUUGCGAAUACUUAUUUAAACAGUAUCCGUAUAACCAAAAUGUUACAUGUAUUGCUCAUAACUUCCAAGGGUACGAUAGUUACUUUAUCAUGCAAUAAUUACACUCUUACGGUGUUAUUCCGGAAGUUGUUUCUAGGGGCGGAAAAUUAAUUUCGAUCAAAGUUAAGGAUACAUCGAUUCGAUUUAUUGAUUCGCUUUCUUUCCUUCCUAUGCCCCUAUCAAAAUUACCUAAAACGUUCGGUAUCAAAGAAUUAAAGAAGGGCUACUUUCCCCAUAGGUUCAAUAGGAUCGAAAAUAAAGAUUAUGUGGGCUCUUACCCCGAUGUAUCUAUGUACGAUCCCGAUAAGAUGUCAGAAUCGGCCAGGGGUGAUUUUCUCGCUUGGUACAAUCAGAAAAAAAACGAAGUAUUUAACCUCAGACAAGAACUCAUUGAUUACUGCAUAAGUGAUGUAGACAUUUUAAGGCGAUGUUGUUUAUCGUUUAGACAUAUUUUUAAGCAAGUUACCACGCUUAACGAUGGUAAGGAUAAAGAAGGAGUAGAUCCAUUCUCUAACGGUUUAAUUACCAUAGCUUCAGCCUGCAAUUAUGUGUUUGCUAGGAAUUUUUUACA